Molecule: messenger RNA, 846 nt
Organism: Aureobasidium melanogenum CBS 110374
Lineage: Eukaryota; Fungi; Ascomycota; Dothideomycetes; Dothideales; Saccotheciaceae
Product: RNA-binding domain-containing protein
Exons: 1
Coding region: 1-846 (281 amino acids)
Molecular function (GO): RNA binding
Source: RefSeq, a predicted model, not a curated record
AUGGAACAUCAACAGAUCUCGGAGCAAUCGCAGCCCAGCAAGCGCAUUUACAUUGGAAACCUUCCUUACGCAGCACAAGCCGAGGAUGUGGAACAAUACUUGGAGGAAGCUGGAUUCCAGAUUGAACGCCUGGACAUGUCUACCGACCCUUUUACUGGAAGAAACCCAUCAUACUGUUUUGCCGAGUUAUUUUCGGUAGAGGAGGCCCAGAGAGCCAUCAGCUCGCUUCCUGGUGCAAGCUUCAUGGGCCGUCCUCUUAGAGUCAAUGUGCAUACACCGAAGACUCGCGGCGCAAAUGGCACAAACACUCCUAUGCGUUCCUCGACCAGAUCUCCCUUCUCUACUGAGCGCACAUGGCGGAGCUCACCUGCGGCCAAUGGUGCCGAGACUCCUUCCAAGACCGGCGAAAGGGAUUCUUAUGCUUUCAACCGCUGGGAGCGCAAUGACGCUUCAUCUCAUUGGACUGCACCUGUGGAGACUGGCCGCAGACUUUAUGUUGGUGGUUUGCCUCGCAUUGAUGGCCAAGAAAUUGUCAAUGAGGAGAUGAAGGCUUUGUUCAGCGACUACACGGUCGAGGCUGUCAGCAAGCUGAUCUUACCCCAUGAAUCUACUGCAACCAUGCCUGGUGACCAUCACUACUGCUUUGUUGACUUUGCUACCACCGAGGAGGCGCAAGCGGCUGCCAACGCAGUGAAUGGAGCCACAACUUCAACAGGAAACAAGCUGAAGGUCAACAUGGCUAGAGAGAGACCUAACAGAAAGGUUGUCAGAGAGCAAAACCUGACUGACAAGGAGAAGCCUGUACCCGUCAGAGAUUUUGGCUCUAGCUGGCGUAGAGCAAACUAA